Messenger RNA from Gadus morhua (Atlantic cod), 5214 nucleotides. It is a transcript of the gene il17re, whose product is annotated as interleukin-17 receptor E. The record is from RefSeq and is a predicted model, not a curated record. The transcript is spliced from 17 exons. Gene Ontology annotation, molecular function: interleukin-17 receptor activity. Lineage: Eukaryota; Metazoa; Chordata; Actinopteri; Gadiformes; Gadidae. Bases 159 to 2363 code for a protein of 734 amino acids.
UGUUUAACCUGCAGGGCUUUCCGUAACUAGCUCUGUCAACCAUUAUGGAAAGAAAGAAUUCCGCUUUUUUUUGACAAGGCUUCGUAACUAAAGGACGAUCGGUGCCACUCGCAAGAUCUAAGGAUUCAACAUUUAUUUGUUUAAAUCGUUGGCCUACAAUGUGUCCUGUCAGGUAUCUGUCAUUGUUUAUCAUUUUGGUCUUAGUGCGGCUCUCCCUCACUGCGGAGGGGAUUCUAUGCGAGAUUCCGAAGGAAGAUGAUGGAGCAUGGGGUUCAUCUCCUCUGAGGUUCAACUCCACUGAGACUUUGGCGACUCGACGAUUCCCUCAGUGUGUCAGCAUGCACAUUCGGCUUCGACCCGAAGACUUCAAGCAUACAACAAACCAUGCGAGAAUGAUUAUUAUCCUGUCAUCAGGUAUAAAUAUUACCAUCAAGAAGUCCGGCUUAAAGAUUAAGUGGAGGACAUGGGACCAUGUCAGAAAAAUAAAAGGAAUAUGUCCCCCAACUUGCAGAAACAAUCACACAAUGUGCGAGCUGAACUAUUCAUGUGUGAAGGCCGAAGCUGGCUCAUCCGUGUCCGCGUCAUUUAUAGGUUCAAUAAACUACACUGAAAAAUACAACGUACCAGAUCCAGUGCCCCAGUUUCACCUGUCUGUGGCCCCGGGCUCCAGGAAGGUCAAUGUGACCCUGGCCCCGGGGCCCUCAGUGUACACCAUACUCUGCUACCGCAAUGAAAACUUGUGCAAAGCCAUACCCAAACGCAUAACUAUUGAUCCUUCAAAAUCUCUGUCUGCGACUCUGAAUGUGUCGUACUUGCUGCCCUGUGUCUGUGUACAGGUGUAUUACACACACUCUGAUGCCAAGCGAGUCAUGGAGUGUCCUUUUGCAAACAUCUCUCUGGAAGCGAGAGAUGUUUGGCUCUCUAGUGAAUUCAAACUGUACACGGACCACAUCGCCUGGACGUCGCGGUGUUCUUCUAGCUACCUGCAGCCCUCUGCCGCCCUCUGCUGGAAAAACGAUACAGGCCUCUGCACGCCCAUACUGAACUCAAGGCUGGCGAUGAUUAAUAGCUCAAGUCUAUUGUACAACAUAUCAACUUUGGACAAGCACUCACAAAUGUGUCUACAGUUCUCUAUAAAAAACAACCGUCACGUCCAUUGUCCCUUCAAAUCGGAUAAGGGUGAAUGGGAGGCCCGUGUAGGCCCUGGUGGGAGGAGCAUGUCGGUCCACCUCACCUCUUACGCCUCAGCCAUCUUCUCCGCUCAGCUCUGUAUCCUGCAACACAGCGGCUGUCACUCCGUAGGAGACCCUUACUCAGGGACAACGGAUGGGAGCAAGGGUGACUUGCAGUUAAAUUUACCUGUUCAUACCAUCGCUGAGAGGCCGUGUGUGCAGGUGUGGCAGUCUGCACCGGCUCGACUUGGGAAGAGAAUCUUGUGCCCUGAAUACACACACCGGAGGAGUGGUAUGCUGGUGGCGGCAGCCCUGCUGAUCGGAGUGCUGUUGGCGCUGCUGGCUUUUGUUGUGUAUAAGGUGACCAAGAGUGGAACAACAGGUUGGCUGUCGAUCCACAAGCCUGUUCUGCUGGUGUGCUCUUCAGGACAGCCCGCCCACGUCUCAGCCGCCUGCGCCUUGGCCUCCAUCCUGCAGGGGGAGCUGUGUGCUGCCGUGCGCAUGGCCCUUUGGAGCCAGAGUUCAGACAGGCAGGCUGGCGCCGGAGCUGGCAGCGGGGUGGCUGACCUGGGCCCGCUCCCCUGGCUCUACGGAGAGUGGGACGCAGUGCAACAGGCCCAGGGCAAGCUGCUGGUCGUCUGGAGCCCCGAGGCCAAGCGUGUCUUUGAGAGAACAACAGAGCAGGAGACUCAGACGGAGAGGAGGAAACGAGAAGGAACCCGCAAGGUAGAGGCAACGAGGGGGAAAGCGACGGACACCUUGGACGGGGAGGAAGGCUGGAGAACGAUAGCAAGGACGUUAACGUACGGGACGGAGAAGGACGCCCUGUUGGAGGGCGAUGAUCCUUCGGACGUUUCGAGCGAGGGCUCUUCGAUCACGGGGCCGGUGUUGAGGGCCACCCUGGCCCGCCUGAAGGGGGUGCUGCGGGAGCCGGGAAGGAGCCACCCCGUGGUGCUCAUCUCCUUGCGCGGUCUCAACCACAACAGAGACAUCCCCGACGAGCUCCGAGGGGUCCCGCGAUACAGCCUCCCGGGGGACUUCCGGGGCCUGAUCCAGGAACUAGGGGGCAUCGUGUCGGGACCCAACUGGGAGGAGUUAGGGUGCGACUGCUGGCCCAGACUGCGCUCCAAAGUACUGUUGCUGUGGUUGGCACGACGACUGUCCCACCAACUGAAAACGUGGCUGCCAUAGUCCCAGAUAAUUACGAGGACUCGACAAAUGAGCCGUCAAAUCUGGAGAUAAUUUGAUGAAAAGGAAUAUUGGCUCCAUGUUGGGACAGGUCAAGAUUCCUGACCAUUGUGUUGGCUGUGUGCCAAAACAGGGAAUAGGAGCAAACAAAUGCAUGUGGUGAAGGGUCACCCUGGGGACAACAGGCAUGCAACGUCUCAAGUUCUAGCACUGUGACAGCACCAAACUGCUCCAGUGUGUAACACAAGCCAGUCCUCCAAAGAGAUGCGGUUAAACCACGACCAGCGCCGCUUACAAUCACCCACUCAAAGAGCUAUUCAUCACAAUCUGGCACUGGUGACAUCUAAACACCUGUUUUGCCUUUUUUUUUUACAUAAGUAAAUAUGUGGUUAUUUGCCUAGCAAAUAGACAUUGACAAUGCCUAGAACAGUACACUAUGUACACUACUCAACAUUUGAGAGGCUUUUUGGGUGGGUAGAACGCUCACAUCCAUCAAUCCAUCAAUGCCACAUGAUGUGCGUGAUGUCUGAUGCCUUUGUUUCAACGUUGAUCUGAAAAAGAAAAUAGAAUCCGAAAGAAAUUCAGGCAGCUUGCCUGUGUAAAUAAGCUUCAUGCUUAUUUAACUACUGUGGGAGUGUGUGUGUAUGUUGGCAGGUUUAGGCGGCCUCACCCGGCUGAGUCUGAAUGGACUGGGUGAGAGUACCCACCUGUUGCACAUUCAGUGACUUACUGUUCACACGUUAAACCAGCCGUCUCCAAACGAACACUCUCAAACUGACAGAUCUCCUGCUUGGCAGACAUGUUUAUUUGCUUACCACCUCUACAACAAACCGGAUUCAACAUCACCGCCCUGCGGCUUUUUUUUGGAGGAGCCCAGAAGAGCCACCUAGAUGGAGAGUGGCGGCCGCCUAGGUGGAGCAUGGCAUUGACCUGGUCCCCGACGUUGCGCCUCUCCAGACUUUUAAGGACACGGAGGGGCUGCCUGAGGACGCGAUGGCCCCCAGCAGCGCUGACGGACCGCCACCACCCAGCGCCAGGCCUUUCUCCAACAGUGUGUCGGAACCCAUCAGAGGACAGGGAGGGGCAGGGCCACCGUCAGCAGCUACUCCCCCCUGCAGCAGCCCGGGCCCAGAGGCCCCUCGGCCAGCCAGCACAGGAGCCAAAGGCCCCAUGCUCCACAGGGGAGAUGGGGGGGGGGGGGAUAGCCCUGUCGCCCUGGGGGAGGGUGGCCUCCCCGUAGGCAGUUCCGGGUACUGCCCUGGCCAGGCGAUUGGCCCUGCUCUCCCCCAGCCCAUCCAGACAGCCCAGCUACCGAUACCUCAGCCAGGAAAGGCAGCAACCCAGGCCUCCGGUCUCCAGGAUGAAGGGGAAGCGGGAGGGUGGGUUGGCGGGUCACCCUGGAGAUGGGUCGGGGCAAUGUCUUUUUAGGUAUGGUAACCCUGUGGUAGAGUCCAGUUUAUGUACUUAUUUGUUUUUGGAGUAGGCUACAGCUGGGGCUUAUCACCAGCCUCAAAUUGGUGCUGCGGGUAUGUGGGAGUGUGUGUGGAUGAUGGCUGGUUUAGGCAGCCUCACCUGGCUGACUCUGAUUGGACUCUGGGGCUGGGUGAGGCUGUACAUCAGAUGCACAUUGAGUGUCGGUCUUCACAGGUUGAACCAGUCGUCUCCACACACACUCGGGGAGGGAUCUUCUGCGUGGCAGUAGAGCACCGUCGGCAUGUUUACAAUCAACCAGAUUCAACAACACCACCCUGCGUCUUUUGUCUGGAGGAGCCCAGAAAAGGUGGCAUGUAGCAUUGGUUUCUGAAAAAUAAAAUGAUGCCAAGACAAAUCAAGGUUAUUUUGUAAGUAAUUUGUUGACAUUCUUUUGACCAUGAUGGUUUAUAGUGUGUACACACACACACACACACACACACACACACACACACACACACACACACACACACACACACACACACACACACACACACACACACACACACACACACGCUUCCUGUCAAUGUAUUUCAAAUUGCCAUAUAACACCAUUGAGAUAGAGAAAAAUAAUGUAUUGGUUAGAUUAUGAACACAUUGUUUCAUCACAUUGUUUUUACUUACUAACAUUUGAAUGUUGUACUUCGUGCUUUGAUCCUCUUGGAAUGUGAUGUAUUGUGGGCCUAUAGCAGCAAUCAAAGAGGCCCUUUGCUUUAGCAUUUGGGUAAUCCGACUUCCUAGACACAUUUCCCUGGAGUGCCCCAAUCAUGAAAACAUAAGUCGGCAUGCCGGCAUGCCACAACUUCGGCAUGCCACAACUUCAAAACACUGACAAAUGAAACGCUUCAGACUAGAGAUGUCCGAUAUUAUCGGCCCACCGAUAUUAUCGGCCCGAUAUUAGCAUAAAAAUGUAAUAUCGGUCAAUAUCGGUAUCGGAAUCGGUAAAAUUUAGAGUUGGACAAUAUCGCAUAUCGGAUAUCGGCAAAAAAGCCAAUAUCGGACAUCCCUACUUCAGACUUAUUGAUUUAUUAUCCAGGGACCGUUGAGUUAGGCUGAUGGGAGAGAUGCUAUUAAAGGUGCCUUCAGAAAUGUGAUGAUGGGUCCCUAGAAUGUUUCUUAUUUCUUUCUUAUUUUACGACGUGCCCCCUCAGAUAUUAUGGAUGCAUGCAUGUCAUGACCCCAGAGUGACCCAUGCAGUUUCCCCGUUGGGAUAAACAAAGUGUACCGUCUGGUAUCGUAAUGUGACAUAUUUUUUAAUCUGGCCUGCAUAGACAGUUGGAAAGAAACGCCACAUUCUGGUGGGAUGACAGUCGUAGGCCUACUCGACAGGUUAUAUCACAUACACGUUUCAAUUGUCAAAUGAAAUGAAAUAAAAACACUCUGA